CCUGUUCCCCCUUAGCAAUAACCUGCUAUGCUGUGCUCGAAGUAGCUGGAUGCUGCUUACGUUAAAUCUGCUGGUCGACUGAAACAGAAGGUUGCAGAGACUGCAUCUGAGCUGCUGAAAAUGGACAUUAGGAGAAAGAGCCCACUUCUCUGUGGACACAGCGCUGUGUAAGACAGUGUUUGCUGGAACUGCCUGAGAGCGUAUGUGGCGUGGGAUCUGAGCAGGCAAUGCUGUGGGGUUGAUCGGCACGGUAACCAAGCUCCGUGCGUCUCCCUUGCUGGUUGGAAGACGCAGUGAGGCAGCUAGAGACAGCGACGGCAGCAGCACAGAAGACGGCUGUGUGUCCGAGCGACCAAUACACAGAGAAGCGCUCUAUGACACACACUCCCUGCUCCUUCUGUUGCUGCCUGCGUGUGCCUCCAGCCAUCUCCUUCCAGCUCGCCCAGGGCUGAGACCUAAGAAGCAGGCGGAGACUGAGAGAGAGCAGUUCUAGUAGGAAAGAGGAACUUCAAACAAAGCUUUGCUCCUGGAGACCUGCCUUUUCUUUUUCCACUGCUGUUGCAGGAGGGAAAGAGGGGUGAUUAUUUGGCUUAUCCUGAUCAUCCCGCAUCCUCCGGGCCAGGAUGCAGGUCUCGUUUGUGUGCACAGACCACCGGUCCAUGAGCCGCAGCACGGACGACAGGCUGAACAGGCAGAAUGCCAACAGCCCAAACACAGGCACCCGGAGCAAGUUCAGAGCUGUGGCCAUGGUGGCGCGGAGCCUCGGGCAGCUGUCUGUGCAGAGCGUGCCCUCCUCCAGUGACCAGAGCAUGAGGACGGGCAUGAAGUAUAGAAACCUUGGGAAGUCUGGACUAAGAGUGUCAUGUCUUGGUCUAGGAACAUGGGUGACAUUUGGUGGUCAGAUCACAGAUGAAAUGGCCGAACAGCUGAUGACUCUGGCUUACGAGAAUGGGAUCAAUCUGUUCGACACGGCUGAAGUCUACGCUGCAGGAAAGGCCGAGGUGGUGUUGGGCAACAUCAUAAAGAAGAAAGGAUGGAGACGUUCCAGUUUAGUGAUCACUACAAAAAUCUUUUGGGGUGGAAAGGCCGAGACUGAAAGAGGACUGUCCAGGAAGCAUAUUAUUGAAGGUUUAAAAGCCUCAUUGGAGAGACUGCAGUUGGAGUACGUGGACGUGGUGUUCGCAAACAGACCAGACCCCAAUACCCCCAUGGAAGAGACGGUGCGAGCAAUGACCCAUGUGAUCAAUCAAGGAAUGGCUAUGUACUGGGGGACGUCACGCUGGAGCCCCAUGGAGAUAAUGGAAGCGUACUCUGUAGCGCGGCAGUUUAACCAGAUCCCCCCCAUCUGUGAGCAGGCUGAGUAUCACAUGUUCCAGAGAGAGAAGGUGGAAGUGCAGCUGCCUGAGCUCUUCCACAAGAUCGGCGUAGGGGCAAUGACAUGGUCCCCCCUCGCAUGUGGGAUCAUCUCAGGGAAAUACGACAGUGGGGUGCCUCCAUACUCCCGUGCAUCUCUCAAGGGCUACCAGUGGUUGAAGGACAAGAUCUUGAGUGAGGAGGGCCGGCGACAGCAGGCGAAGCUGAAAGAGCUGCAGGCAAUCGCAGAGCGGCUGGGCUGCACACUGCCACAGCUAGCCAUCGCAUGGUGCCUGAGGAAUGAAGGCGUCAGCUCUGUGCUGUUAGGGGCCUCCAACACAGAUCAGCUCAUGGAGAAUAUAGGCGCAAUACAGGUCCUUCCAAAGUUAUCCUCCUCCAUUGUGCAUGAGGUGGACAGCAUACUGGGGAACAAGCCUUACAGUAAAAAGGACUACCGCUCCUAGUGCGUGGGGCGGCUGAGGGCUCGCCCUGCACCGAUCUUUGCCUGUUCCUCCGUUUGCUUGAGCUUUUACUGAAUGAGUAAGCAGCGCAUGAAACUGGCAGGCACCCCAGCCCUGGAGGGGAAAGCCUUUUAGAAACAUACAGGGCGAGACAAACACAAAAGCAACCCCCCCCCCCCCAAAAAAAAAAAAAAAAGAGGAAACAAAAAUAUCUAGACAGUAAGUCGUAAUUAUAAUUACAGAGAAAAGGGGAACCUGCUGGGUUUAUGCAUUCUGAUUUAACUGUUAUACAUUAAACUCUGCCGGAAAAAAAGGAAAUUAAUAUGGAAUAAAACUAAAGAUAACAUGGAAAAAAGAGAACAAAAUAACACAUGCUUGCUUGGCUGUUGGAAAUACUUGGUUUUCCUCUUUGCAACUUUUUAAUAUUGAAUGCAUAUAGAAACAAAAUGGAGCUUCAGUUACUCUUGGUAAUCAUCAUUUGUUGCACAUCUUCCAUAGCCACUCGUAAGGUCUGUUAGUUCAUUUGCGAACACCAGUCACGUUAUCAAAACUUUCUCCUCUGAAAUCCUUCAUUGUCUCACCUGCACAAGGAUUGCACGUGCCCUUUUGCAGAUUGGCCAGUCAGUACUUUAGAACAUCUGAAGGAGUGGCUGGGGGAGCGGAGGAGUUGCUGAUGCCUAACGUGAGGACAGAGAGGGAAAAAAUACCAUCUGUUGUCUAAUAUUUUUUGUUUGUUUGUUUGUUUUGUUUUGCUCUUCAUUGCUCGAUUCAGGGCACUUUUUUUAGUGUCUGGUCCCUACUAACUGGCCUGCAGCAAAGUUCAGCCUCCAGAGAUCAGCAGGGCUUUGCCAAGGUAGCCAUGUUAAGAUCGGGUGUUACUGUGGACAGUGGCUGCUUUUAGAUCUGUUUUAAUCAACAGUAGGAGGCUCGAGGUCUGUUCAGUGAGUUCUGGCCCACUCCUAGCACACACAUCACCCUGUGCUUAUGCCUUUGGUGAGCCCUCACUGAGAAAUGCAUUGGGUGGAGUCCCUCAUGUUAAGUUACUUAAUUAUUAUUUGAGCCUCCUUAUGGCACUAUUCAGUCACUUUGCAUUUGGCAAUCUGAUGAAAUUCCCUCGACAUUUCAACAAAAAAAAAAAAAAAAAAAAAAAAAAAAAAAAACUAUAAGUAUGAGAUCUGUUGUAUAUGUACAGAGAAUCAUAGCAGCACUGCAAUUUGUAUCUCCUGUGCCGUGUAAGAGCACAGACGUGUAUUGCCAGAUGUUCUGGGCCCAUAAACACAAGACUGUUUCAUGUCAUUAGUUUACCUGCCCUAUAGGAGCAUAGACUGGUUCGUGUCAGCAGCUCAGGGACUGCAGCUGCAUGUGUGCAUGCGUGAUUGAGUGGCCCUUUGUGUGUGAGUGAGAUGCAGAGCAUGCAUUGUUUUUGCAAAGACAGGCAGAACACGCCAUCUAAAUGUCUCACCUGGACACUCAACAUUACUAUAAAAAGAACAGUGACAUUACAUGUGGCUAAAGCCAAAGAUUUAAUCCCACUUUCGUCUGCAUCGUCUCGCUGCGUCUCUGCACUCCGGAGGUGAAAAGACCCCUGAACAGCAUGUACUUUCUGGCUUUUAUGUAUUCUAUGCCAUCUCGCCUUUCACUUGUAUAUCCUGUCUGCUGAAGCUCUCUAGCAAAAUAAACACACAUAUACAUAGCCAUGUUAUAUGUUGUGUAUAGGGAGGAGUCAUUAGAAUUGUGUUAUAUGGAUGUCAGGCUCAUUAUCUAGCAGUGAGCUCAGAUUGAGGGGAAGAUGACUGUGACCCAUGCAUUCCUAUUCUCUCAAACUUUCCUGAAGUGAGUACAAGGGAAGUGCAUGAUGUCCAUUCUUACAAUGCAUGUUCCACACUUAAAGAGGAGGAAUUGGCUCAUCAUUUUAGGAUUUUUAUUGGUAUUAUGUCAGUAAUGAAUUUACACCGACGUUCCUACUCAUAUGGGAUUUGCACAGACAUUGUUGUAUUUACGUUCAUAGAUGUUGCUGGAUAUUUUUAUGAAUUGGGUUAAGCUUGAACAGUUCAGGUUCACGUCUUGCUGGAGAAAAGCUACUUUCACCAAAAAAGAGAAACCUGUGUCAUAUCAGGGGUGUGUUCCAUUCUGUUUAAACCACUCUGUUUCUCAGCAUUCAUAUAGGGGCAAGUACAGGUUACAUUUUGCAAACGCCCAGUGUAGAUCUUUGUAAAGUUCCAUUCUUGGAUGUCAAUAUGUCAAUAAAUAAGGAAAUGCUUGGAAAUGUAAUGCUUGUCAUCUCUUCAAGAUCUGAGUAGUGAGGGGGCUGUUACAGCACAUUUGGAGCAAUUUUUAUUACAAUAUAUGCUACCAAUUCAGUAAUUCAUAUUUUCUGAACAAUUUGCACUUUUAUCAGAUAUCAGUGUUAUAUUAAUCAGAUAUUCUGAUCCCUUUUAUCAGAAAAUGCAUGUGGUGUUUAUUACCAAAAACAUGUUGCAUACCUUUUGAGUGGUUCAUAAUUAAUCACGCAUGCUAAACUAAUUCUAUUUAAUGGCAAAUAUUAAUCACAGAAUUAAAUGAAAUCAACAUCCAAUUCAGUGACUAAAAAUUAAUUGUAGUCUAACACUUAUACUAAUUGCUUUCUUUUACUAAUGGUUUGGUGAAGUGCCAUCAUUAAAGGAGGUACUUGCAGUGGUGUGCUCCAUACAUAGGUUCAGUAUGCUGCUAUAUUUGAGUUAAAGCUAAAUCAAGUUACAGGCAGAAAAUGCUGAAACACUGAGAGCAGAUAUUCCUGUGCUGGCUUUGAACUGAAUCCUACUGUAAUUUGUGGAGACCCUCUGUUGCCCUGUGUCCUUUAUAUUACUGUUUUUAUCAUAGCCUGUGUCACCCUGUUUCUUUGCAAGAGAUCCUCUCAGGAAAAAGGCCAUUACUGUUUGUUGUCUGCAGUGAAAAAUUAGUCCCAUUGCAAGAUGUUGUAGUGUGUUAGCUACCACAUUCGGUCAUGAGUUAAUUAUGCAUUUGAAAAUAUCAGUGUGAUCUGGCUGUGAGGUGAACACAUGGAGCUUGCUGUUGAUUCAUUCACUAGGCAAGUAUAGUGUUGGUGGUAUUCCUAUCUAAAAUGAGACCAGUAUUUAACUAUAGCAGUAAUUAAAUGUUUCUUUUUUUCAGUUAUUAUACCAGGAACGAUGAGAGCAUGUCUUAUUUCUCUUGCCAGUGUCACUUCUGGUAUGUUAAUAUGCAUCACAGCCACAGUGUAACAGAAGGUGGGAUUAAGUGCUGAUUCCCUAAAUAUAUCAAAUCUGACCUCUAGAUAUGGGAGUGGGUGCUUAUUUCACAGUAUCAUCUUUUAUUUCCCAAAAGUUUAUAUUUCAGUAUUUACAAAGGUUACGGGUGAACAAAAUUAUUUUUUUCCAAUCUUUGUUACCUUGAAUUGAUAUUGAUGGUGGUGGUGAUGAGGACAAUGAGCAGUCAUUUGCACUGAAGAACUGUAAAAGCUUGUUUCCACCCUGUGUGGAGAGAUGCUGUAUGUUGAGACAGAUAUUUGUUUAUAGUUUGACCUUUGUACAUAUAUACAUAUAAAUGGUUGUGGUCACUUUGGCUUUUUUUUUUCCUUUCAUUGACAGGCAUUGCUAACUGCAUUGUGCUUGAAUCUGAAUUUAGAUAUGUACAGCUUCAGUAUGUAUGAAAUGGAGAUUACAAAAAUGAUGACAAUGAAAAUCUGCCAUCUUGUC
Messenger RNA from Electrophorus electricus (electric eel), 5527 nucleotides. It is a transcript of the gene kcnab2a, whose product is annotated as potassium voltage-gated channel subfamily A regulatory beta subunit 2a. The record is from RefSeq and is a predicted model, not a curated record. Gene Ontology annotation, molecular function: transmembrane transporter binding; potassium channel regulator activity; voltage-gated potassium channel activity. Gene Ontology annotation, biological process: potassium ion transport; regulation of potassium ion transmembrane transport; transmembrane transport. Lineage: Eukaryota; Metazoa; Chordata; Actinopteri; Gymnotiformes; Gymnotidae. Gene Ontology annotation, cellular component: juxtaparanode region of axon; voltage-gated potassium channel complex; membrane.